CAAAAUUCACGAUCCAGCCAACAUACUCGUAAGGCAUUCGCUACUAAAUUAGACGAUAACCAAGGGUGUAUCUUUCCCGAAUGCAUUGGCUGAUUGUCAACCUGAGUUUUAUGGCGCAUGUCAUGCGCAAGUCGUGAUCAAUACUUCUUUUUCGCGCCCAGACACUACCAUGGCGGCACCUUCUGAAGAAUUCUCGGUCAAUGCAAACGAAGCUGUCCAUAUUGCGAUCGUGCAACCUGACCCCGACAAUGAACUCAUCACUCGACAUGACUUCCAUCCCAAGUUCACUUACCCCAUCGUCGGCGAAGCCGAGCAGAUCUUUGGCUACAAAGGAUUAGACAUCGAGAUCAAAUUCGCUGCUCACGACCUGCGCCCGCACAUCAACAUCUCGUACCAGAAGAAAUUCAGCACUGUUGGAUCAACAAGCGCGCUCGAUCUCAACGCGACCUUCAGUAAUUUUCUACCGCCUAUCGCAUUCCAGCAGGGUUUCGAAGAGGCAAUUCAGAAUGAUAAAACUGCAACAAGUUGGACUCCCCCUGGCGUUUGCGUCAAAAAAUACAAAAGAGGUGGCCAGGAUUUCGAGGUAUGGGCCGGGUCUUUGCUAGACUUGCCUAUGCGUGCACUGAUAGACAACAUCCAAAUAUUGAUUGUCUUCUUCAUCGAAGGAGGUCAAUUCAUCAAUUUAGACGACGUGGACUGGACAUUGGAUCGGUGGAGGGUAUACCUCACAUACCACAAGUCGGUGCAACCUUCAACCCCAACUGCAUCACCAUAUUCAUUUGUCGGCUAUGCGACAACCUAUCGUUUCUACAAAUUUCAGAAUCCAAAUGAGCACAUUGCAACGCUCACCUUUCCGCCGUCAGAAAAGAUCACGCCCAACAAACUGUCAUCCCGUCUGCGAAUAUCGCAAUUCUUGAUCACACCCCCCUACCAGAGCGCAGGCCAUGGUUCGGCCUUGUAUCAAGCAAUAUAUGAUGAGGUAAUGGCCGACCCCACCAUCUUGGAAUUGACAGUGGAAGAUCCAAGUGAAGAGUUCGACAAAUUGCGAGACAUGAAUGAUUUCGACGUUUUGGAGCCACAGUUCAAGGCUGCAAACAUCAAAAUAAACACGUCCCCUUUCGCAACUCUCGAGCGUGGCCGGCUGAAGUCGGUACCAACAGCAACGCUGCUUCCUCUCGACACAUUGCAAGAGAUUCGCGCAAAGAACAAGAUCGCAAGUCGACAGUUUGCACGUAUGGUUGAAAUGUACCUGCUAGCUCAGAUUCCACUGUCACACCGUGCUGCUGGAGGUGCAUCCCUCACCAGUCUCAAAGUUAGAGGCGCUCGAGCUCCUAAUGCAGAUGAUCGCAGUUACUACUGGUGGCGUCUCCUGUUGAAGCAGCGUAUCAUGAAGAAGAACAAAGAUUUACUUAUGCAAAUCCCCCUCGAAGAACGCAUACCGCAGAUUGAGGAUAGUGCUCGAGCCCAAGAGGAUGAAUAUGAAGGUCUGAUACUCUCGUACGCUUUGAGGCGAGAAAGAGAGGCGAACGGUCAUGGCAACGGGGAGGCGUCCACAGCCACCCGUAAGAGGAAGAUGGUGCUGUCGGAUGAAGAGGACGAGUCGGAUGAUCUCGGUACUGCCUCUAAGAAGGCAAAAGUUUGAGGAGCCCUUUGUUGGAUACACAUCAAUUGGUGCCAUAGAUUUCAGCUUUCCACAUUUGUUGCGAGAAAGGACUCGGGUCCUCCAAACAAGUGCUUGUUUUCGUUCAGACCAGGACUCGAAAGGGUGGCACCCCGACAGCAGAUCUCGACCCGAGAUGGGCUGAAGCGUCCGGAUUAAGGUCGAAUUUGCUUUGUAGCAGUCUGUGGGACAGGCGAAGGACGAUCCUAUGAUCCCCAAGUCUUCAGUGUUGAUCUGUAGUAGCGGACGAAUUCAAGGCGCUCAUCAGCCUCUUCGUCAGCAAUGAUAUGCUCAUCUUCG
Exophiala xenobiotica is the source of this 1960-nucleotide messenger RNA. RefSeq lists its product as uncharacterized. Gene Ontology annotation, molecular function: histone binding; histone H4 acetyltransferase activity. The coding region runs from base 170 to 1642 and encodes 490 amino acids. Gene Ontology annotation, biological process: subtelomeric heterochromatin formation. Gene Ontology annotation, cellular component: nucleus. The transcript is spliced from 2 exons. The record is from RefSeq and is a predicted model, not a curated record. NCBI's taxonomy places the organism in Eukaryota, Fungi, Ascomycota, Eurotiomycetes, Chaetothyriales, Herpotrichiellaceae.